Molecule: messenger RNA, 1406 nt
Organism: Parasteatoda tepidariorum (common house spider)
Lineage: Eukaryota; Metazoa; Arthropoda; Arachnida; Araneae; Theridiidae
Gene: vilya
Product: Ring finger protein vilya
Biological process (GO): reciprocal meiotic recombination; protein sumoylation; homologous chromosome pairing at meiosis
Cellular component (GO): synaptonemal complex
Molecular function (GO): SUMO transferase activity
Source: RefSeq, a predicted model, not a curated record
AGAAACCUGGUGCACUUCGUGCGUAACUGGUGACACUGGUUUGAAUAUUGGAACGAUCGGUGCAGUGCACUGGUGUAACUGGUUUUAAUAUUGGAACGGUCGGUGCGGCAAACCAGUGUAACCGGUUACACCGGUGCGAAUAUUGGAACGUGCCCCGGGUAUUUUCGAAUUUAUUUGCUUACAAAAAAAUUAUGAUAGUUUUUUUUCUCCAUUAAUUUGAUAAACUUUCUUUUAUUUAACAGUUUUGUCAUUGUUAUUCCCUUACCCCAAAAUUAACAAUUUGAUUGAAGAAAAAAAACUAUUUUUUUCUUAAAGAUCAUAUCUUAUUUUACAAAUCAUGGAUUGGGUACAUUGUAAUAAUUGUUUUUUAUUACCAGAUAGUGAAAAAAGCUUUUUUCUUACAAGUUGUGGUCAUAUUUACUGUCGUGAUUGUGAGGAAAAUUGUGCCAGAGGACAGUGCAAACUAUGUGGAAAUCAAUGUACAACAAUAAUACUUUCAUCUAUGAUGAAACCUGAUGUACAAGUUUAUUUUACUGAUCCUGAUGAAUUAUUGAAAAAGAAAGUAAAAGAGGUACAACAGGUAUCUGAAUUUCAAAAAAAUCAUCGAGCUAGACUUGUAGCUCAUCAGAGAAAACAGCUUAAAAAGUUCAAAACAAUUAGAGAAGAUUUCCGAAACUUAAUAAAAAAUUUGAAAGAACUGGAUAAUGAACGUAAAAAACUUCUGCAAGAAAAUGAUGUGAUGAAGAAAUAUAUUAGUAUGCAGAGAAAUGCAUCAAGUAGCAACCCUGGCUCAGCUCAAAGAUCAGAUAGAGGUAGAAAAUCUCCAUAUGAGGAAAAAUCUCCACUCUCUACUCUUAACACAGUGUUUACAAAAUUUACUGAUAAAAGAGGGGAAAAUUCCAAAACACAGAGAAUAACUGUAAUUACCCCUCCCUCAAAUGGAAAAAUAGGUGUUAUCCCUAGCACUGAAUCACCAUCAAGUUGCUUAAGAAAGCUUAACCUGUCUCGCUCAACUGAAUCAUUGCUAGAUAGGAAUACUCCUCAGUAUAUCUCACCAAUGUCUACUCCAGGAAGUGUUUGUGAUAAGUAUGGAUCAUUUGCAACGCCACUGAGCUCUGCCGGUGCAGCUACAACUUUGGAUGCAUAUAGCUCACCUACUGAUUUUUAUUUGAAGAAUCCACAUUAUAAAAGGGACAUAAAGAAACUUGUGGUACAUCCUUACAGCCCAGUUGAUUGAUGUAAUAAAACUGUUAUCUAUGAAUUGAUCUGAAUUCUAUCUGAUCUUUGGCAGAAUGCAAACUUAUUGCAAUAAUUAACUUAUUGGGUGUCAAAUACUGUAUAAAAAUUUGUCUAUAUUAUUAAAAAAAAACCUUUCUGUAGGUUGUGUGAAAUAAAAUAUUUAUACU